AUGGGUUUUAACAGAAGAUUGUCAACAGUGAUUAUAUCCAAAACUAAAGCACUUUUGAAAGAGAUAUGGCUGGAAUUAUUUACUUCUGAACAUUUACCGAAAGCGACAAGUUUGGAUUCGUCGGAGAAGGAAUGUCGACCUUCGUUGAGUGAACUGAUUGAAACGACACCAUCCACAAGUGUUGCGCCAGAAGAAAUUCCUAGACAGUCGGCAUCAUCCAUGGAAAGAUUAGAUUCUUCGGAAAAUUUACAUAAAAAAAGUCAGAAACUGAUUAGUAAUAGAAUUUCCAAUACAUCCCUAAAUGAAACAGAAUCCGGAAAAGAAAAGAAUUAUUCGUUAGCAUCAGGAAAGGAAGAAGAUUCUGGGAUGGAUGGAAGGAGGAAAGGGCGGCAGAAAGAAUCAGCAGUUCCGGUAUCCUCAGAGCAAUUAAAUAUGGCAUCGGGAACUGAUCAGCUGAUCAUCCAGAGUGAGAUGAAGCAGAAUAGUUUGACUGAAGCUGAACUAAAUCCAUCGAUGCCAGCAAUCUUUUCGGACGAUUCGUUACCUUCAUCGCUUUCAUCCGAAACAUGCUUGCCAGCCAGCUCAAAUCGUUUCAAAUUUUGGGGUCAAACAAGGACAGUCAUAUUAAAUCGUGAGCCGAAUCAGUCAUUCGGUAUUAGUAUCGUUGGCGGACGCGUGGAAGUAAGUCAUAAAAGUGGACAACCUGGUAUGAGGAGUACUGUCUCGGGUAUUUUUAUCAAAUCGGUCCUGCCAAAUUCACUUGCUGGUCUUUCCAAUAUGAUGAAUAUGGGUGAUCGAGUAAUUAGUGUAAACGAUCAAGAUUUACGUGAAGCCACUCAUGAGCAUGCAGUUCAGGUAAUAAAAAAUGCGAAGAAUCCGGUGAAAUUUGUUGUCCAAAGUCUUCAUAGUCUUCCAUUGGAUCAAACUGAUAUUAAUGAGGAGGAAGAUGAGCAAAGGGAAGAGGAUGAAAAAAGUAUGAAUAAACGGUGGAAAGCAACAGAAGAAUGUGAUAAUUUAGGCGCAACAAGCACAUCCAAUCUUGUGGAAAUUGCAAUUAAGGAGUCAUAUUGUGGUCAUAUUCGAGAAUUGACAGCAAUCGAAGAAACAUCGAGAAGAGAAAGCUUAACUUCGGUAGGAUUGAAAACUGAAUCACAGAAAAGAGAUGAGUUCCAGUUUGACAACGUGGGAGGACAUGAAAUGGCUGAACCUAUUAAGAAAACAUCAAUUAUUAUGAACAAAGAGAAGCUUGAAGGAAUGGACACUUUGGAAAACUUAUCACAAAAACGAAAUGAUAUAAAACGAGAAUCGGAAAAUGUGAGUGGUGCAAGACGACGAGAAAUUGAUCCAGAUAGUGCUGCUGCGCUACCAAAACGUGAUGAAGAUCUGGAAGAGGAAGAUCAGUUCUUCUAUACAAAAGAUAAAAUAAAUCGAAAGUAUGGUAAUUUAUUGGGUGAUACGAUAUUGUUGAAGUUGGAUAAGGUACCACGUAAUGGUCUUGGUUUAUCGCUUUCAAGCAAUCAUGAUCGCGAUCAGAUGAGUAUUCUAGUGGUUGCGGUAAAGUCCAAUUGUCCAUUAUCAGUGAAAAUUGGUGACGAGCUACUUGAAGUAAAUGGGAAGGUGCUCAUUGGUUUAUCACAUUUGAAUGCUUCUUCAAUAAUGCGCGAAUGUUGCGAAGAUGGCAUCUUAGAAUUGUUAUUGCUAAGGAGAUUCGAAGCAUUGGCAAUUACUUUGGAUUCAAGGAAAUUCAAUGGAAGUAAUACGAUUGGAAACGAAGCACAAAUGAGUAGCAAUAGUGGUGAAACGAAUGCGCAACAUUCCACUGAAGAUGUGAAGAAAAAAUCAUCUCGACAGAAUGAAUCAGUCGUUGGUAUUGAAACUGGACGUGAAACGCUUAUCGAAAUUGAUAAAGAUGGAAAGGGUCUGGGAUUGAGUAUUGUUGGUGGUUCCGAUACGGUGCUGGGUACGGUUGUCAUUCAUGAAGUAUAUCCAGAUGGUGCAGCAGCAGUUGAUGGCCGAUUGAAACCCGGUGAUCAAGUUCUCGAGGUAAAUGGAGUAUCGUUACGUGGCGUAAGUCAUGAACAAGCUAUUUUAUUGCUUAGAAGGACACCAACGAAGGUUUCUUUACUGAUAUAUCGUGAUGUAAACCUGCAACUAUCACUUUUGGAUCCGACACAGAUUUACAACAUUUUCGAAAUAGAACUCACCAAGAAGCCGGGUCGAGGACUUGGACUUAGUAUAGUGGGCCGGAAAAAUGAGCCUGGUGUCUAUGUUUCGGAAGUGGUCAAAGGUGGCGCUGCUGAAGCUGAUGGACGCCUAAUUCAAGGCGAUCAGAUACUUGCUGUUAAUGGCCAAGAUGUGGCAAGUGCAAUGCAAGAGGAUGUGGCAGCCAAGUUAAAAGCUUGUACUGGUCGUGUCACUCUAAAAGUUGGCCGCUGGAAGUUAACCGAAGCAGCCAAUAAAGUACAUGCUGCAGCAGAUGCUGCUUUAUCCAAUAGUGAACGACAUUCCGAUGAUGCUACACAGCAAUCGAAAUUAAUAACAACAUCUAAAAUUAAAUUGUGUGCACCAAAUAAUGAAAGUAGUUCCGUUUCAAUAACACCAAAUGAUCGUAAGACAACAUCUCUAUCAACAUCGGUAUCUGUUUCAAAAUCACAAAUAUCUACAAGCGAGGAAAAUCAAUCAUCACAAAUUACAUAUGCGGAUCUUUCACCGGUAACGGAAGAAUCUAGUAGUGGAGCGGAUCAGAAAUCAUCAGCAGCUGAUGAAGAAAGUUCAUCAAUAACCAGUUUGGGUCAAAAUAAAGACAUUGAACUUAUCAAAGAUUUGAAUGAAGAAAAUAGUGAUUCAUUGCUAAUAGUGUUGAAGAAAAUUCCGGAUCAACAAUUAGGCAUGGGAAUCGGUAAACGUACACGAGGUAUUUUGGUCACUUCAUUACAACCUGGUAGUAUUGCAGCUGAAAAAUUGAAAGUUGGUGAUCGUCUAAUGGCUGUUAACGGAGUAGCAAUAACUGAUCAGCUCUCAGCAGUUGCAUUAGUGAAAGCAAGUGGUAAGAAAUUAUGGCUACAAAUAUCGCGACCAAGGACUUAUCAAAAUCCAUGAAUUUAAUUAACUGUUUCAAAAGAGCCUAAUCAUGUGUUAUGCAAAUAUGUCCUUCUUUUUUUCUUUUUGCUUUCCAAAGCGAAUGAUUAAAUUAAGCAAAUUAGGUAAAUGAUAAAUGAUACCAC
Messenger RNA from Loa loa (African eye worm), 3224 nucleotides. RefSeq names its product multiple PDZ domain-containing protein. NCBI's taxonomy places the organism in Eukaryota, Metazoa, Nematoda, Chromadorea, Rhabditida, Onchocercidae. The record is from RefSeq and is a predicted model, not a curated record. The transcript is spliced from 22 exons. Gene Ontology annotation, molecular function: protein binding. Bases 1 to 3099 code for a protein of 1032 amino acids.